Theileria parva strain Muguga is the source of this 463-nucleotide messenger RNA. RefSeq names its product putative integral membrane protein. Bases 9 to 446 code for a protein of 145 amino acids. NCBI's taxonomy places the organism in Eukaryota, Apicomplexa, Aconoidasida, Piroplasmida, Theileriidae. The transcript is spliced from 3 exons. The record is from RefSeq and is a predicted model, not a curated record.
UGAAUAUUAUGACGUUUGAUAAUUUAAUUGACAUGGACAACGAUUCGCCGCUUUUGGAUCAAUACCAGAGCUACGACUAUCCUCCCAAAAAUGAAAAGAAUAUGUUAAGGAGUUUAUCGUUUUUAUCGGCCUGCUCACUAUGUUUUGUGAGUUUUCUAAACGCUUUAAAUGUUUUUUCGAUGCUGAAUCCUUCGCUUUAUCUGCUAAAUCUAGUUCAAGGCUUUUUCGGUCUUUUGAUAGUUGUUACUACUGGUGAUGGUUAUUCAUUUUUGGAGAAGUACAACAAUGUGGUUGAGGCUUACAUGGGAUUUCUUAGCGUUAAAAGGGGUCGGGGUGUUUUCUUUGUGCUUGUUGCUCUCUUAUCGUACACGCUUGUCAAUCUUUCUACUUUGUAUUACGUCGAACUCCUGGCCUUUGCCGUUUUAGCUGUUUUAACACUCGUUUAAUUUAUUUUAAUAGCAGA